CACUAGCAUCCACAGACGACUUUUUUCAAUCCUUCUUUUUUGUUUGUAAAAAAAUUUCAAUUCUUUCAUGUUAAUCAAGUAAAUAUUUUAAUUAAAUAAAAAAAUCACAAUGGACGACGACUUUCCUACCGCCGAAUUCCAAAAGAAACUUAAAAGAUCCUCCAGCGAAGAAUUUGUCGAUUUGAAUUUUUUUGGCUCUGACAAUGAUAGCUCCAUGACUGAAAUCUAUUCCCUCAAAAGACAAACAUCCAACAACACAGAUGCAGACCGUCAAAGUGAUGAACAGGAAAAUAAUAAAAAACUAGCCAAAACAAAAAAAGAACUCGAAGAAGAGGAACGUGAAAAAAUGCAAGUACUUGUAUCCAACUUCACCGAAGAUCAGUUGGACAGAUAUGAAAUGUAUCGACGAGCUGCAUUUCCCAAGGCCGCUGUUAAACGUUUGAUGCAAACCAUUACUGGCUGUUCAGUAUCACAGAAUGUUGUCAUUGCUAUGGCGGGAAUAGCUAAAGUAUUUGUUGGAGAGAUUGUUGAAGAGGCAUUGGAUGUUAUGGAAGGUGCUGGAGAUUCUGGAGCUUUGCAGCCGAAAUAUUUGAGAGAAGCUGUGAGAAGAUUACGUGCCAAAGGUCGAAUGCCCAUUGGCAAAACAUCAAAGCAAUUUUUUAAACUUAAUUAGAUAUUUUUUUUCUAUUGUUUUUCUUAAGUUCUUGUAAUAUUUCUCGAUAAUAUAUUUAGUUUUUAAGUAAAGUA
Molecule: messenger RNA, 747 nt
Organism: Episyrphus balteatus (marmalade hoverfly)
Lineage: Eukaryota; Metazoa; Arthropoda; Insecta; Diptera; Syrphidae
Gene: Taf11
Product: transcription initiation factor TFIID subunit 11
Exons: 1
Coding region: 110-673 (187 amino acids)
Biological process (GO): transcription initiation at RNA polymerase II promoter; RNA polymerase II preinitiation complex assembly
Cellular component (GO): nucleus; transcription factor TFIID complex
Molecular function (GO): transcription coactivator activity; protein heterodimerization activity
Source: RefSeq, a predicted model, not a curated record